AUUCAAUCAUGUUGGAAAUAGAUGCCAAUUACACUUGGAUAUUAUUAGUGGGUGUUUUUGUAUUUUUGCUUGUCAUUUUUAUUCUUUUAUGCUUUACAAAAGCAAGUGGAGAAAGGUUCUUUUAUGGUCAAGAUUCAUUUUUUGAAGACGAAUUUGUAGAAUGUCCCGCAUUACUAGCAACUUUAUCGGAGGACGCAAGAAUAAGCUAUGAACAAGCUAAAGCUAGCCUUUCAGCAAAGACACCCACCGGAAAGUGUACCCACCGAUAUAACCAUGUCUCAGUAUGUCAGUAUACAAGAAAAGGGUAUCUCAGCAUUUGAAUUUGUGUGUGAUAUGGAAACGCAAAGCUUUGUUUCAGGAAGAACAGAGAUUCAAUUCUUUUCUGGUGAGAGCUGCGUGCAGACCAACCUGCCCUUACCAAGAAAUCAGGAAGUUUAUUACUGGGAAGCCAAGAUGUUUGAAAAGCCACUAACAACAACUGUCUCUGUGGGCGUAGCUACUAAACCAUAUCCAUCAUGGAGACUACCUGGUUGGAAUAAGCACUCUAUUGGUUACUUUAGUGAUACAGGAAACAAACAUUUCAACAACCCGUUUUUUGGUAGACCCUACAACUCUAGAUACGAAGAAGGAGACGUCAUCGGUGUUGGAUAUCGCCCUCGAACAGGCACUAUCUUUUUUACAAAGAACGGUAGAAAGCUAGAUGAAGCAUGCUUCGGCCUACGUUACAACUUAUUUCCUACGAUCGGAGCUAAUGGACCAUGUCAAAUCCAUGUUAAUCUUGGUCAAAUGGGUUUUGUGUUUGUGGAAGCCAAUGUCAAAAAGUGGGGGUUAGCACCCGUACAAGGCACUUUGGCACCUCCUCCCGCCUAUGGUUUUGAGGCUGGUUCCUUUUUAUUAGAGAGAGGAGGAGAAACAAGCAGUUUGGCUGCUAGAAGUAUACCCACAGGAUUUAUCACUCCAUCAUCCAGUCGAUAUAAUACUGGUGAUGAUGAACACGACGAUAACACACCGCUGAUUCAUCACGUACAACGAAAUAGCAAUUAUGCAGCAAUACCCAUACCUUCACAGACGCAAGUUAUUCCAACACAAUCCCCUCCUUCCUACUCGACAUUACCUGCGCCUAUACUUUUAAUGGAUCAAGCAGAAUAUGAACGAAAUCGAAGAGCUGGACUGAUUUAAUAAUAAAAUUUCCUUUUUAAUAAUCUCG
Rhizopus microsporus ATCC 52813 is the source of this 1207-nucleotide messenger RNA. Its product is annotated as SPRY-domain-containing protein. The transcript is spliced from 4 exons. Gene Ontology annotation, molecular function: protein binding. The coding region runs from base 208 to 1179 and encodes 323 amino acids. Lineage: Eukaryota; Fungi; Mucoromycota; Mucoromycetes; Mucorales; Rhizopodaceae. The record is from RefSeq and is a predicted model, not a curated record.